Pungitius pungitius (ninespine stickleback) is the source of this 2761-nucleotide messenger RNA. It is a transcript of the gene cdc7, whose product is annotated as cell division cycle 7 homolog (S. cerevisiae). Gene Ontology annotation, molecular function: protein serine/threonine kinase activity; ATP binding. The transcript has 12 exons. Gene Ontology annotation, cellular component: nucleus. The record is from RefSeq and is a predicted model, not a curated record. NCBI's taxonomy places the organism in Eukaryota, Metazoa, Chordata, Actinopteri, Perciformes, Gasterosteidae. Gene Ontology annotation, biological process: mitotic DNA damage checkpoint signaling; protein phosphorylation. The coding region runs from base 207 to 2057 and encodes 616 amino acids.
AUUUCAGUGACGUCAUUUUUACCGCCGAGUUUGUUGGCUGAAAAAGUCUGAAACCCUCAACAAACUAUUAUAUUCAGCCACAGUUUCUAUUUAUAUUUGCAAUUAUAUUCGGCGGUCGAUGCCAUAUUAGCUAAGCACUAUAUGUUAUUUUCAAGAUAUUGUUGUUUGAAAACAAACGUUACUUCAUUUUACAGCCAACUGAAGCGAUGGAGCUGUUUCCUGUCUGCGCUGAAGGGAUCAGCACAGAGGGGCGCAUGAUUCAAUCAGAGAGAGGUCCCAGGAGAAGCAAAGUCUCAAGUGAUGUGGAAAUAGAAAUCGGCAUCCUCUACAAAGCCAUCCCUGAGCUGGCCAAGAUUUUCCGCAUAACUGACAAGAUUGGAGAAGGUACGUUCAGCUCGGUGUACCUUGGUGAGGCUCAGAUGCUCGAUGGGAGGAGAGAGCUGUUCGCCCUGAAGCACCUCAUCCCAACCAGCCAUCCUGCCCGCAUCGCGGCCGAGCUUCAGUGUCUCACUGUCGCCGGAGGCAGAGAGAAUGUGAUAGGGGUGACGUAUUGCUUCAGGAAGGAAGACCACGUAGUGAUAGUGAUGCCCUAUUUGGAGCAUAAAGCUAUUGUGGACAUUAUUGGCUCUCUGAGCUUUGAAGAAGUCCGUCUGUACAUCUAUCACCUGUUGACGGCCCUGAGACACAUCCACCAGUUUGGUAUCAUUCACAGAGACAUCAAACCGAACAAUUUCCUGUACAACAGGAACAGCAAAAUGUAUGCGCUGGUGGACUUCGGCCUUGCUCAGGGUACAGCGGACACCCACAUUGAAAUGCUGAAGGUAGUGAGGCAGAAGGCAACGCAAAAAGGUGGAGGGUCCACAGGGAACCAAGACCCCACACACCGGAGCAAAGCACCACCAAGACUGAUCCCCAAAACCACCAUCUCAGCCUCUGCUGCCCUGCCUUUGCCCGGGCAUCAGUCCACAAACUUACCACCUUCCUCGUCUUCUUCAUCCACCACUGCAUCCUCCUCAGCCACUCAGAAAGCACUGGUUAAAAAAGCACGGUCGGCCUCAACCACCGUCAGCACCUCUCGCACAAAGCACUCAAAGGAUUUGGUGAGGUUACGCAAAGUGCCCCGUCCUGUGUUUGGAGAGAGGAACUUGAACAGCUGCACUCGAACUCCAUCCACUGCCAAACAAGUCACAUUAAAGACGGAGAUGGUAAAACUCAGCCGAACAGAGGACCCCGCAGACGGCCGUAGGCUGUCUUCGGCCAACCGAGUCCCGCUGCCAGUCAGGACCCAGAGCCUCAGUCAGAGGCCUCAGAGGACCGUGCAGCAGGGCCUCACCUGUAGCUGCUACCUGACUGACCGUGUCUGCAACAUCUGCAUGUCCAGGAAGCAGCAGGUGGCUCCCAGAGCCGGAACGCCGGGCUUCAGAGCACCAGAAGUCCUCACAAAGUGUCCCAACCAAGGAACAGCCAUAGAUGUGUGGUCAGCUGGUGUGAUCCUGCUCUCGCUGCUCAGUGGCCGCUACCCGUUUUUCAAAGCCAGCGAUGACCUGAUCGCCCUCACUCAGAUCAUGAGCAUACGGGGCUCCAGAGAGACCAUCAAAGCUGCCAAGGCCUUUGGUAAAGCAGUGGCGUCCAGCCGGGUGCUGCCGCGGCAGGACCUCAGAACGCUGUGUGAGACGCUGAGAGGACGGAAGACGUCCCCAGACGAUGGAGUCACACCGCUUCGCGAAGCCAACAAAGACCCCGCCGUGCCAAGUCCUCACAGGAUCCAAGAUGAUACGCCCACACACCGCCCCCCCCAAGGAGCCUCAAAGCAACACAAAGAAGAAGCUGGUGAAAGUCCUCCGUCUCUCUGCGCUCCUCCCCCGAACCACGGGGAGCAUUCAGGGGACACUGAGACCGCUGGAAGGACAGACUGCAAGGUGAAGCAAGACGAGCAGGGCUGGGACAGGGUUCCCGAUGAGGCCUACAAACUGCUGGACCGGCUGCUGGACCUCAACCCGGCCACCCGGAUCACAGCCGCUGAGGCCCUGCAGCACCCGCUGUUCAAAGACCUGUGACGUCUUUGGCUCAACUUAAAUUAACUGCCUAAUGCAAAGACAGAGCAGUGUUACACUUAAUAGUUACCAUUCAUUCAAGUACAUGGAGGACGGAUGUGUUGAAGGGCUCUGAUAUGCAUCGUUAGCUGAGACCCGGACUGGCAGAGUAUCGACUUGAGGCAUUAAACUGACAGACUUUUUUGUGUCUGUAAUUGAACAGUUUUGUAUUAGAAGGUAUCUGACCUCCUGUGAAGACACGGUGCACACUGUCUGAUCAUUUUGUUUUUUUAAAUUCUACCCUUUGUACUUUUAUAUCUCAGGGAACAACGGAAGGAAAAAAAGAACACUUAAGGAGUCUUGUUAUAACUGCUGGCUGGUGUGAUGGUCGACUCCGGCCUUCUCGUAUUGUCAGUCUGGAGAGGGUCAACAGGGAAAAGUACAAAUAAUCACUUGUCAACACGUCAAACCUCACAUCAGUGUUGUAUGAAGGGAUUUCCAAAGGUUCGAAAUGCGUUUUAAUUUGAGUAUGAAUGCUACCGUUUGUCUUUUUCCAGAAUGUUUAAUUUAUAAAACGUUGAAUGUAGUCUGCCUCAUUCAAGUUUGGUUGUUUUAAUAAAAUUUUCAGUAUGAAAUAUCUUAACUGUAUUUACUCCUACAUUUGAUGACUUAUUACUGUUAUUAUUACGUAGGUGGAAAAUUUCCUAAAAUGCUUCGUAGAUUGAAUU